Molecule: messenger RNA, 2630 nt
Organism: Xiphophorus hellerii (green swordtail)
Lineage: Eukaryota; Metazoa; Chordata; Actinopteri; Cyprinodontiformes; Poeciliidae
Gene: nol9
Product: nucleolar protein 9
Exons: 13
Coding region: 211-2310 (699 amino acids)
Biological process (GO): cleavage in ITS2 between 5.8S rRNA and LSU-rRNA of tricistronic rRNA transcript (SSU-rRNA, 5.8S rRNA, LSU-rRNA)
Cellular component (GO): nucleus
Molecular function (GO): polynucleotide 5'-hydroxyl-kinase activity
Source: RefSeq, a predicted model, not a curated record
UAUUCACACACGCAAGUUAGCCAGCUAGCGGCGGCUAAAUAGCAGAACUCCUGUCCCUUAGUUUAUUUAGAUUUAUGUUUUAUAAACUUUGUCUAUUUAGCAGGCGUUCGAGGUGUUUUUGCCAUAGCUUGGCAUCGUUUUCACCGUAGUUGGUGGUUCCCUGCUUUGAUUUGCCUCUGUAAAACAUUACUGCAUGUUUAUUACAAGAUCAUGAAGGUGAACAAAAACAUCCAGGUAAAAGGUAAACCUCAAAAAUGGAAAGAUGUGAGGAGCAAACGGUGCAGAUCCUCCAUCAAAUCCUCAAAUCUCAAUUCUAGUCCUGUCAUGGUCAAGAUGGUAAAGGAGCACCAGGCGUCUAUGAAGAAAAAACCCUCUUUAAAGAGGCUAAAAAAUAAACCAAAAACUGUCUCUGAAAAGAAGAAAAACUCUCCAUCUGGAUUUAAGAAACUUGAGUCUCAAGCUAAUGGGUGCUCAAAAUUCGCCUUGAAUGAUGAGAUAGAAAACCUACCGGACUUUAUGGAGGGUUCUGAGUCGGUUCAUAUAAAUGGUAUGGAAACUUCAGAAGAGUCAGAGGAAGUCCCAGAGAGCAGACUGGAGGGGGAGGCUCUUCAUCACUGUGCACAAAGAGGGAACCAGCAAAACCGUGCAGUGUUGGUCAUGCAGAAAAAUCAGACGCUGUGCUUCCGUGGGAAAUGCAUUGUGACCUGUUUGUACGGUCGUGUUGAAGUGAUGGGAUUUACUAUUGAUGAGGGUCAGAAGUCGUACCCCCUGUUCUCCCCAGCUUCACACUGCCCGCUCACGCUCAGAGCACUAGGACACACUGAUUACGUCAGAGAUGACAGAACAGAGGCUUCCAACAUCCUUGAAGAUUAUCUUUCAGCAGCAUCACGGAAGAAAUUGGUAAAAAAGGUAACACCAACAUCAUCCAUCAUCCUCCUGGAACCUUUAGAGACUCCUCUGACACACUUUCUGUCAAGCUUUACACACCUUAGUGAACUGUUCAGUCCCCCUGUGAGUGAAUUAAUGUCGGCUGUUCUUGACACCCCACUGAACGGUCUGGGUGUGAUUCCACUUGCCAGCAACAUAGAGGGACUGAAAAUAUCCAGGAGCUGCAGAGAUGCUCUCGGCACAGUUAUCAAUGCUUGCAAAGGAGAUAUAGACGGUUGUGCUGUUAUUCUUGUGUGUGGAGUCAAGAAUGUGGGCAAAUCAACAUUUAUCCGGAUCCUCAUCAAUACGUUGCUGAAUCAUACUUCCAAUGUGGACUAUUUGGAAGGAGAUCUUGGUCAAACAGAGUUCACCCCUCCUGGUUGUCUGUCUUUGUCGACUGUCAAAGAGCCACUUCUGGGUCCUCCAUUCACACACCAAGUCACCCCGGACCACAUGAUCUACUACGGUCAGUCUUCAUGCGAGACAGACUUAGAUGGAUACCUCGAGUCUCUGAAGUCUUUAUGGCGCAGGCGUCCACAGAGCAGAGAAAUACCCGUCAUCAUUAAUACUAUGGGCUGGGUAAAAGGACUUGGUUUCCAGCUGCUGGUGGACCUGAUCCGCUUCCUGCCCGUCACUCACGUCGUCCAGCUCAGCCACGGAGUCUCCACCCAGUGUUCCUCCCUCACGCCAGAUUUUCUGAGGAUGGCACAGGGCUAUCAAACACACCCGCCCAGUCAGACCGCCCUGGACGAGCUCACGGAGAGGCACUGCCCCCCGAAAACUUACACACACCUCAACGUACAGUCAGAAUUUCGAGGCGUGGCACGCCAAGGGACGGCAAAACACCAGAGGUCUAAUGAGCAGAGAGAGUUGUCGUUGCUGGGUUACCUGAGUCAGCUGCAAUCUGAUGACCCUGGACCAGUUAGACCACUACACACCCUCACCCCCUACCAGGUACCUAACACAGCAGUGGCUUUGGGUGUUAUCCACUGUGAGGUGGCACCCUCUCAUAUGUUUUACGCCAUCAACGCCAGUCUGGUGGGACUCUGCUGUUUGGCAGAGAAAGUAACAAGCAAAGGAGGGCCCGUCAUCCUGUCCCAGGCGACUCUUUGCCCAUGUGUGGGGUUUGGUGUUCUUCGAGGUAUUGACACAGCACGAGGUCUGUACUUCUUGCUGACUCCUGUAGAUCCCUCCGUCCUCAGAAAUGUCAACUGCCUCCUCUUGGGGGCGAUUUCUUUGCCUUCAUGCAUCCUAACUGAACAGCCUGGCUUUGAGGGUGAGAUGCCAUAUGUCACUGCAGACUACAGCUUCGAUCUGACCGGUGCAGGGAAGAUACGAGUCUUCAAGGGCCUGAUGAGGCCCAGUCUGAUGGGAGUGAAGUGACCUGACAGAAUCAGUUUAUUAGCCUUUACAUUUCUUGACUUGUCUUGAAUCAGACUGGUCGUCGCUGAGCUGUGAAUGUGCAGAACUGAAGUUGAGUUGCCCUGCAGGAGGCGUUCACUGCAAUCUUUUAUAGUGGACAUUAUUUCUGGCAAAUUCAGGUGCUUGGAUAACAGACUUACAGUUGUCUACUGUACCUCUGGAAAGGAGUUAUAAGCUGCUGCGUAUCACAUGGACACUGAUGUAUAACAUGAUACCUUUUAGUUUUUGUUUGUCACGUUCCUGAUCUAAAAACCUGCCACAUAAUAAACAACAAAAAAAAA